Molecule: messenger RNA, 1395 nt
Organism: Poecilia reticulata (guppy)
Lineage: Eukaryota; Metazoa; Chordata; Actinopteri; Cyprinodontiformes; Poeciliidae
Gene: scrn3
Product: secernin 3
Biological process (GO): proteolysis
Molecular function (GO): dipeptidase activity; cysteine-type exopeptidase activity
Source: RefSeq, a predicted model, not a curated record
UCUUUUUGUCACGUGACAGACCUGUUUCCGUAUCAGUGGAUUGACUGCUGAAAUCCUGCAGGCAAGCAAGAAUAGAAACCGAUUCUGACAGCUGCCAGACGACUCCUCAGUCUGUGGUUGAAAUGUUUCCAUCCUCCUGUGACACCUUUGUGGCUCUGCCUCCUUCCUCUGAGGGACAGCGCGUCAUUUUUGGGAAGAACUCGGACAGACCCUGCGAUGAGGUCCAAGAGGUUGUGUAUUUCCCUGCCAGAGACUAUGGUCCAGAGGAGAAGGUUGAGUGCACAUACAUACAGAUCGAGCAGGUUGCCCACACCUAUGCAGUUGUGCUGAGCAAGCCAGCAUGGCUGUGGGGGGCAGAGAUGGGUGCAAAUGAGCAUCAAGUGUGCAUUGGGAAUGAGGCAGUGUGGGGCAGAGAGAGCGCUGAUGGAGAGGAGGCUCUGCUUGGAAUGGACCUUGUCAGACUUGGUCUUGAGCGAGCUGACACGGCUGAGAAAGCUGUUGAUGUCAUCGCUGCGUUGUUGGAGAAGUACGGUCAGGGAGGCUCAUGCAUGGAAGAUCAGAGUGAGUUCACCUACCACAACAGCUUCCUCAUCUCAGACCGAAAGGAAGCGUGGGUACUGGAAACAUCCGGGAAGUACUGGGCAGCAGAGAGAGUGGAAGAGGGAUAUCGGAACAUCUCCAACCAGUAUGGAAUAACAACAAAGAUAAACAAGGAGCAUCCAGGAAUGAGGGAAUACGCUCAGAGCAAAGGAUGGUGGGACGGGAAGUCAGAGUUCAACUUUGCCACGGUCUACUCCUUUCUGACGACAGCCAGAAUAGAGUCUGCUGGGACUCGGUACUGCGAGGGGAAGAGCUUGUUGGAAAAGAGAAACGGCCACAUUACUGCAGAGGCAAUGAUGGAUAUCCUGCGAGAUAAAGACAGUGGCAUCAACAUGGAGGGCCUGUUCAUGACAACAGGAAGCAUGGUGUCUGUGGUACCCACGACUUCGGCUCUGCCAGGAGUUCACUACUUUACAGGAACUCCAGAUCCAGAGAGGUCUGUUUUCAAACCAUUCGUGUUUGUGAAAAACGCACGUGAAUUGAAGGAGACGUCCUCCCCCAGCUUUGGUCCAGAUGAUCCCGUGAAGAAGAAACCUCGCUUCCAGAGCAAACCGGACCGCAAACAUCCAUUGUUUGUGAAGCACGAGGUUACGGCCGCCAUCAUUGAAUCUUACAAGGAAAAAGGACAGAAAAUCACAGAAAAUCUGAGGCAGCUUGAGAAAGAGACAAUGAAAAAGAUGGAGAAUAUUCUCGCAGUGGGUGUGCAACAACCUGAUGACUAUGUGAACCUGUUCUCUGAGUGUGUCCAGGAAGAGCUGAGUGUUUACGGCAAAACUUAAAGAGCUGUGUGAGAUU